UGAGAACUUCCUCCUUUUUUGAAGUCGGUAAAAACAGUAGAAUCCGAUGUGUCUCGUACAUUGAAGAAAAAAAAUUAAAAUAGAAAUAGGGGCGGCACUGAAAAUUUCGGGAAUGAACGAAGUGAUACAACAUUACUAUUUAAAAAUGAAUUUAUUGCUUUUCGAAGUAUUCUCCGCGAAAUUUGACAUAUUUUUCCAUACGAUAGAACCAAUCAUUGAAGCAACCAUUCCAUUCGGAAGUUGGGGUCUCCAAAAUGGCCGUUUUGUAGGCGUCCACAGCUUCUUCAGGUGAUGAAAAUCUCUGUCCACGCAAUUUAUUCUUUAUUUUAGGGAAAGUAUAGAAAUCAUUAGGGCUUAGGUCGGGGCUGUACGGCGGGUGGUCUAAUAAUUCUAUGUUUUCUUGCUCUAAAAACUCUUUUGUUCUGUGCGCGGUGUGAGAACUCGCAUUGUCGUGAUGGAGGAUGAUGCGGCGGUUGCAGUUCUCUUUACGGAGUUCAGAAACGACCUGUGGCAAACAAAUGCUAGCAUACCAUUCUGCAUUAACCGUUCUUUGUCUCUCAAGAGGAAUAGUCGUAACAUGGCCGGUUUUGGAGACAAGCGUGGCCACCAUUUUUUUGCAACACUCCGUGAACGAACAAUUUUUGUUGGCUUUAACUCAUUUUCGAACACCCAAACUCGUGACUGGUUUUUUAUUUCGGGUUCGUACGCGUAUAUCCAGGAUUCGUCACCUGAUACAAUGUUGUAUACAGCAUUUGAGGAUCCUGUGUGGAAUCUUUCGAGAGUUCUGACGCACCAAGUAACGCGAGCCGCUUUUUGCUCUUCACAGAGCGAAUGCGUUAUCCAUCGGGAAAACAACUUUUUUACACCUAAUUGUUAAUGCAAGAUUAUUGUAUUUGACUCAUGCCAAUGUCUAAAGUUGCCUGAAUUUCGCGGUAUGUCACACGUCGAUCUUCCUCAAACAGCUUACGCACAGCAUCAACGUUUUCUUGGGUGACUGCAGUUUUUGGACGACCUUGACGGGGAUCAUCACUGAGCUUGACACGUCCACGUUGAAACUCAGCAAACCAGCGAUAAAUUGUGGUUUUGGAUGGGGCUUCAUCACCAAAUGCAGAAAUCAUCCGGUCAACACACUGUUUUUGUGUUAAACCACUUCGAAAGUCAUAAUAAAUCAUCGCUCUUGAAUUUUCUCGAGUCAAUUCCAUUUUCUCAACGACUAAACAAGUUUGAGUCCGUUGUUUAUAAAUAAUUUUUAUUUCUAUCAAUCAUGGUAUCGAUGCAUCUCUGUCAGCGCAGUCGUAAUUUUUCAAGGCCCUUCGUGAAGAAGUCACGUAAGCCAAAAAACUCUUCAAAGGUAUUGGGCACUGCCUAUCGAGUAUUGAAUUUUUCAUACCAAGAAGCUGUCCAAACUUUAGAAAUAGUAGAAGUCUGUCGGAGCAAGGUCUUAUUUUUUUUAGAUUUGUCUAAUGUACUCUCUAAAAGCCCCGUCUACGAAAAUUGAUGGAUAUUUAAAUCUGGGCUGGUCUGGUGAGUACGAGGGAUGACACAAAACUUCCAACAAAAGCUCUUGUAGCUUAGAGACCGUCUGUUGUGUCGCGUAUGAGAUCGAGCGAUAUCGUAUAGGAGCAGCGGGGACGUGUGAAUAAGAGAUAGAAUAAUCCCAUUUGGUAAGAAGCUAUAUUGAAUUAUUUCGACACCACUAAAGUGACCAUGACUCUUUUAUGGAUAGGUUAUAGUUUAGGGCAAUGCCUAGAUGCUCAACCAGGUUCUAACAACCAUGACUUACGAUAUCAAAAAGAGUUCAUUUUUCGUCGCAAGUGACACUGUGAUUCAAAACCCCUUCAUUUCUGUGCUGUUAAGCAAUAUGACGCAUCAUCAUCAUCAUCAUCAUCAUCAUCAGCCUUUAUCUGCCCACUGCUGGACAUAGGCCUUCCCCAAUGCCUUCCACAUAAUGCGGUCCUCCGCCUUCCGCAUCCAACGACUUCCCGCCGUGCGCACUAAGUCGUCAGUCCACCUGGUUGGAGGACGCCCCACGCUCCUUAUACCCAUCCGUGGCCUCCAUUCGAGGACUUUCCUCCCCCACCUGGCGUCGCUGGCUCGACAGAUGUGACCGGCCCAUUGCCACUUCAGCCUGCUAACUUUGAGAGCUAUGUCGUCGACUUUGGUUCUCCGUCGAAUUUCUUCGUUCCGGAUUUUGUCCCUUAGAGAAAUACCUAGCAUAGCUCUCUCCAUCGCCCAUAUGACGAUAUCUCUCCCAUAUGACGCAUAAUAAUAUCAAAUCGCGUUCGUCGCGCUCGCGAUCGUUUGAUUCUAAGUAGUGGUAGCUGCUAGAAAAUAUAAAAGCGAUAUACAUUACGUAAGUUUUUUUUUUUUAAUUUACCUUACUCAAACCAAAAUAAAAUAAAGCUUUCAACAUAGCGUAAAAAGAAUCUUAGUUUUUAAUGUCAAAUCAGUGACACUGUCAUGGUGAAGUGACGUCACGGCGGCGACUGUCGUCGCGUUCUCAUUUAUUUUUAUUUCGCAACUUCCAGUAGGUAUACCUAUGUAAUUUUCUCUUUUCCAAUCAAAGAAAACGCCAACAUUUCACUUAAUUACAUAUCAUCGGAAUGGAUAACCAAUACUAUUACAAGUUAAUGGCGAGUUAUUUAUCGAAACGAAACUGUGACGAGUCAUUCAUGAGGUACUUUUUUGGAAAGAAUGCCUUGAAGAAGACACCCGAAGAGUUGGAACGGGCUGAUGAAAGGAAGAGACGACUACAGCGGGAGCGGUCACGGAGGUACCGAGCGCUAAAGAACGCGCGACGACAAAACGAGAACGGCAGUCGGGACAGCAAUGACGGAGAUUCUUCGCGAUCGAAGUCUCGCACGCUGCUACUCGAAGAGGAGUUCAGCGACGGCGACGAGCCACCCACUUUGUGCGAUCUUAACUACGAAGAUAAAUGGCGUGAAUCCUCCGACUGUGCUUCAGACGACAACUCUGCGCAGUCGGCUGCAGAACUAAAGGACUCGGCGAAUGGCAACGAGUCGCUCACUCUGCGUGAGUUCCUUUCUUCACCGAAUGCGGAGCUGGACUAUCCUACAGUGCACAGUCUCAUGUUCCACUGGUUGCAAACGUAACAUCUGAAUGUCACUACGAUCUCACUACAGGUACUGUUUCGGUAUUGUUUGAUUAAUAGUUCUAAAUUACAAUUACCUGUAAUUGAAUCUCUGAAGUGAGCACAUGACUGAGCGUGGUAGUGUAACACAUAUCAUAAAUGUUGCUGCUUAAAUUCACAUCACAUCUUGACAGAACCGUCCUUAAUAAUUUUUACUUAUAGUUAGGUUGUAAUUUUGGUUGAAGUGUCAGGCUGGUUUUGCGUAUGUUCUGUUUUUAUGAAAUUUAAAAAUUUAAUUUCACAACAAUUAUAAAAUAAUUGUCACAUACAAUGGCUAAAAGUGGUUCAUACCAUCAGCGGUUCAUAAUAAUAUGUAUAGCAUACUAUGUGUUUGAUAAGUACACAUCUUAAGUGAAAACCAACAUGUACCAGAACAAUUAAUUAUUCUGUGUGAAUUAUUGUACUGAACCCUUCUAAAGUAUAAUGUCAAUGUUUUAUUACCUACAGUAAAGAGCGUAACCUACAGCCUGAUUACUUCUAGUUGAUAGAAUAUUCCAAUAGACAAUAAGAUGUUAAGUUGCCAUAUCCUAAUAUUUAGAUACUCAACUAUUAUAAUUAUAAUAUAUAUAUGCAUAUAGAAAUGUAUAAAGUAUUAUAUACCUAGUUUGUGAUACGAAUGAAUUUACUUUUGUGUGAAUAUACAACAUAGAUAUAGCAAGUUUAGAGUAAGAACUAAAAUUUAAUGUCAAGAUUAAAAAAGGAGAAAAAUCUGUUUUUCAAUGUGGAUGCGUGCUUCACAUAGCUCAGAACAAUUUAGUUAUUAAUGUUUCCAUUAUUGAGUUGACAUUAUUAAGGACAUGGAUCAUAUUUGUAAUUAAUACUAUGAUGACUUAAUAAUAGUAGCAUUCAUUACAAGAAAUGUAAUAGUUUAUAAUUUAUUAAGAACAAUAUUUGGAGUGUUUAUCUCUUGAGCAAAGCACAUGAUGCCUUCUAUUAUGACAGUAAACAAUAACACCAUUUCUUAAGUUGUUGACUGUGGCUUCACUUCAACUUACAAUCUGCUGCUUGAACUAGAGUCAGAAUAUUUGGUUAAAUAAAUUAAAUUAUUAAAGACGAUUUUAACAUUCUACUUAAGUAAAUAAGUCUACUUUGGGCAUUUUCAUAAAUAAGCUAUGUGUGGAAUGCAUCCACUUUAUAAACAAAGUAAUUUCAUUAUGAUACUGACUGUUUCUUUUAACAUUCCAAAAUUUGGUUUCUCUUACGAGUUUUUUUGUAUUUUUUUAUUAUACUGUUUGUGUUUCCACAAAGUUUUUCUUUUUAUAUAGAAAUUAUGUGGAUUAAUGUAAAACAAUGGCAUGAUAUAUUUGAGUAUACCAUCUUUGUUCUAUGAAAGAGUGCAUAUUGAAAAACUAAAACCCAAUAAUAAAAUUAAACAUUGUGUGUACAUCAGUACUAUCGGUACUCACAAAUAUUUAAAGACUAAACUAUAAUAUUGUGCAUUUAUUAUAAUUGUUCUCCAAUUGUAUGCUCUCUUGAGUUUGUCUAAUGUAGUUAUUACUUUCGUAUGUAUGGAGGAUAACAAACUUAAAACCUUGUCAUCAGUGCUCCAUAGAGUCAUCUCAUCUAUACUCGCAUUUUGUUAGACUGACUGACAAAGUAAAUUUUGUAGGUGUGCAGACUAGAAGACCCACCCAAAAUUUUGCGACAGACAGUCUAGUACUCGGAGAUCUCGAGGCAGAGCCAAGAGAUUUUCUAGUACGUCACUCAUGUAGUCUAAGGCUAUCAGCCCAGUACAAAUAAGUUGGGGUCUGUUUUAAAUUCAUUUAAUUAUAUAGUUGGUUGUACCAAUAUCCUUACAUAGUAAACAUUUGCCAUUCCUAGCUACAGCGACGCUACGAAACAAUACAAUUGAUUAAACGGGCCAGGUCCCAAGAUCAACCCACAUGACAACCCCGCCACCAUGACCACAUAACUUCAUGGCCUCAAUAUUCGAGAUGUAAACAUAUCUGCUCUUAAUUUUGGAUAUAAUGUCUUGUGCCUUUUCAUAUUGAUAAUCUGCUUUUAUUUUCGUCUAUAAUUUUACCUAAUUGUAUUUUUUAGGAGUAGUGAUUAGUUUUAACUAGCAACUAUGCUUCCUUUAUUCGAACAUGUUUCGCUCAGAUGUUAGUAAAUUUUAAAUUAUAACUAAUAUAUUUGAUUAGUGGAAUUUUUUGGUAAUCAAAAUCUAAAAACGUGAACAAGACGUACAUAUGAUCCCUCUUUAUAAUGUUACAUAUUAUAUUAUUAUUAAUUUAUAUUUUUUAAUGUGGAUAGGAUGUAAGGCUCUCCUGAAACUGAAACCGUACGGAGCGGUUCUGUACACCCUACAAUAUGGGUACAAUGUAACUAAUAAAUAGUGCCUAUAGGCGGUGUAGAUAUUGUAAGCAAACGUUAUCAGAGCACCGCAGCCAUAAUUAGUUUUUAGUUAAAUAAUAGCACUUAUUGAUGUUGGUGCACUAAUUUAAGAAAUAGUCUCCAAAAGAGCAAGCAAAUUCAUGUAAUGUAACAACAAUUAAAGCCGUUGAUAUCGACUUAGUUCAGAACGAUACGGAACAAAAUUAAAUAUCUUGCCGUACCUACCCGCAUUGUCAUACGUCAGUGAAGUCGGUAUGUGUACGUUGGGGCAAUGGACCGUAACAAUAUAGCAGAUAGUUAUAAUAACCGGCAAACUUCUUGAGCAUUUGUUGACGUAGUGGGGGUAAGUUUGCGCAUGGUACACUCACGUGCAAAAAAAUUACUUACUCUGCGUCAUAAUGCUAUUAAAUUAUUAAAAUCAACAUGUAUUUAUUUAUAUAUUUAUUAGAACAUCAACAAAACAUAUAGGUUAAUAAUUGUAAUAAUUUAAUCUUGGGGUAAAAUAGAUAUUCCUUCUAUUAAGUCAAAACUAGAGCUGUUGCCAGGUCUUGGUUCAGUUAAAGCGAAGCUGGUAUUUGUAAUUUUUUUUUCGUUAUCAUAAUCUUGACCAUCAUCUGAUCAUCAUCAUCACUGUUUUCAUCACCCGAGUCGCUAUCAUCGUGAUGAGUCGACAUAGGGCUCAUCGGCGUAGUUUACAACUCGGUCGAUUCGGUCUUCUUUUUUGUCUAUAAUUAAUUAUUUUUUGAAGAUAUUCGAUUCGUAGUAAUCGAAUGUUACUUUUUUCAUUUACCAGCUUCCGAUUAUUUUCUGUUCUUUUUUUCCAUCUGAAGCCUAGCUCUUUCAUAAUUCGUCGUAAGCUUCGUUCCGAGCCAUUAAAAUUUAUAUCUUCUUUAAAUUCUUCGAAGCCUUUCUACGGUACGGAGUUUCGCUGCUUGUUAUGUAGUUAUUAUGAUUACAUCUUUUUAUUACAGAUUGAACGAAACUAUCCGUUCCGGUAACUUUCUUCUUCCCUGAUCUUUUCUUACCCGGAGUCCGAAACACGGCGAGCAAGCCAGAGCCUUUAGCUUCGUUAAUAAUGCACCUAACAGUACUCACUGAUGUUUUUGUUGCUUCCGAAGUCUGUUUUAAUUUUUCCAUAUCAUUAUUCCCCUGUUUUAUAAUGAAGCAAUAUACGUCGUACACAAAUUUUCUACCCUUUCUUUUAAGUACUACACCAGUUUGUCACGGCAUAGUGUAUGUUUUAUAAAAAAUCAACAAACACUCAACAAAUAGCAAUGGCAACAAAGUCCACAAGCAAUUAUAACAAAUAACUUAACGAUUAAUAACGAUAGACUUUCCACUGUACACAAGCGUACUUUUGGGAGCAAGCGGAAUGAGGGCGCGGUGCGGGACGCAAGGUUCGACUGAUCUACCAAUAACGCGCUCGAUACGAUUUCCCCUGCCGUCGCGCCUCACCCUCACCACCAAAGUGACCUAAAAUUCGGUUCUGCGCAGUCAAGGUCAUUUGCUCAAGAAGUUUGCCGAUUACUAUAAUAAUUGUUAGAAUUGAAAAGAAGACGGGUGUCCGGCGGCCGGCCAUUUUAGAUUUAGUACAGGUAAUUCUAAUUUGGAGCCGGAUGACCGUGCGUGACUUGUUCACUUAUUUAUUAUUUUCCGCUGAUAUUUUUAUACGAGCCCUUAGAUUAACACAUUUCUGUUUAAUUGCGUAGAUUUAGGAUGAAUAUUAUUAAUCAAACAUUUUUCACGCGGCGAAAACCUAAGUCAUAUAUUUUAAAUCCUGCUCGCCGAAGAACUUACAUUUGCAUUUUGAAAUCUGAUUGAUACAUUAGUGUCAUCAUGUCCGAUCUGUGUGCAGAUAAAGGAUUUGUUACGGUCCCUCCCACACCGGCGUACACCGUCUGCCGCACUGCAUUCAUAGGCUACACAAGUAAAUAACAUUUAUAAGUCCUUGCAAACAUAGUUCCACUUGCCUAUUGGUUGGUGCUUAUUAGUGUUUGUACUUAUAGUUCAUAUAUUUAGUAUUAAUGUUGGCAGCUGAAAAGGCAUAAAACGAUAGCAAGAAUAAUAAUUAAAUAUGAUGGUACCCAAAACUGUACAAAUGGGUUAAAAUGAUUGAGGAGGAUGCGUGUUCGGAACUGUUGGAAGGAACGUCGUCGAAUGUCGAUAUGCGACGGUGCCGGCGGUAUCAGAGCACGCGUCCUCUGCCGCGAGAUGCCUUUUAUGAUCGGUCUAGUGUAGUCUAAUGCAUAGGUACUAUAAAGUAGUGCCAUAUUAAAGAGCUUCCUGUCUAUUUUUAAUACAUCUUUUAUUUGCGUCUGAGCGCCCGAGUGAGCACCGCACCGGUCGGACCGGUUUCCUUCCCACUACCUUCACGUGCUCCGUGCAACUAUAAAUAUGUACUUGAUAAUAUAAUUUACUGCAGCUUUAGUUUUCUAUAGAACAAACAGGUUUAUAGAAUAUUAAUUAUUUUUAUUCAUUUAUUACAAAAUAACAUUAUUUAGACAUCUGUAACUUAAAUAAACAUAUUUAAUAUGGUAGAAAUCGGAUCUUAAAAAUAAAUUUAUUUGAGAGCUAAGCCUCGACUAGAUCUUUGCACACACAGUCGUUAGUCGCCUACGAGUUCCGCUUUAGCCUCUAAAAUGGAAUGUCCAAUGUCGAAUGCUGUUUUCACAACAUCCAUAGUUUCGGCAGGUGGUGCAGCAUUUAUAAGCUCAUUUACAACACUGUCAUUGUUAUAGGUAUAUUAAAUCUAAUGUUGUAAUUAUUAUUUGUACUCCUCUUCAGAUUAACCUUAUGGCAAUUAUAUUCAGCCUUCAGAAUGAUAGACUACUAGAUGCAUCGACAUAGUGAACAAAAAAGGCUGCUUGCCCUUGCUUGAUUUAGAUAACACCUAUACAGUUGAUAGUGAUGUUUAUGAAAACAAAAGAGAUAACGAUUGGUCAAAGUGAUCUUGGAAAUAGCGAUCGCCUAAAAUGAAACAAACUUAUAGAGUUCGUGGAACCGCGAAUGUUAGUUCACAUUAUGAUACUAGUCUGGUCUCUUGACAAUUUAACAGACGUUGUAACAGUAUUGUAAAGCCCAAAACCAAUUAAGACAGCGCAAAUCGAGAGUCGACAUAAAGAAAGCUAUAGGUCCCACUAAGGACAGUUCACACAGAUCGACAACAGUUCGGUUAGAAAACAAUCGUGUUUGACUAUUUACAUCUUUUAUUAGUUACUCUCGACAAAUCGUUCUGACGGACGCACUAGUGUAUUGUUCAUAAUACGUUAUAACUGCCCACAUGUACGUCACGCCCAGAGAUUAUUAUGGCGAGCGCCUCAAUAAUUUAUCUUAUUAUAUCAUAUUUGGCCUGAAGGCAAUCAACUCUCCCACACAUUGUCGGCAAACUAGAAUAAAUGUGAUUUAACGGCAUAAAACAGUGCCCAGUGGAGCGUAUAUCUCCGGAUAGGGGGUAGGGGUAUGAAACAGUAAGACAACAUUCUUACUUUUUUAGAACGGUAAAAGUUAAUUAAUAUUGUCUAAUGAAGGCGCGUGUGUUCUGUUUGGACGAGCACGAGCCGGCGCGGGCGACUUCGCGCACUGUACGCGAGUACUACAGCAGCCAUGACAUCCCGCACCAUGUAUAAAAUCACCUAUGUCACCAAGAGGCAACAGCUCGAUGGUCGUGGCGUUCAACUCGUCGAGACGCUCUUCGGUCGGCCCUCCGACAGAGUCACCUUCACGCAGUUCCGUAACGGGCUCCUUUCCGUACUCGACACCGACAGAUCUGAUCCUUCGGUUGAGCCAUCAACUUCAGACGACGCCGACUUAGAACUGGCUCCAAGGUACGUUUUCGGUUCCAAAAAAUAUGGUCGCCGUUCUCGUCCACCUCGUCCUCUUGAGACUACCUCGACCCCUCGGGCGUCCUCUGCUUCCCGUCUUGAUAGCGACCACCGUCGUGCCCGCCAUCGUCCUGUAUGUAGGCGUAGCUCUUCGGCUAUGGAAUCACGGGACUUUGAGUCUGAUGAUGACUACAAACCUUCAGCAGAACUUGAUCCUGGUCGUCAGAUCGAUCGCUCCGAAGCUUUAGCACUGUGUCAAGGUUUGAAUAUGGAAGGAGUUGACCGUCUCAUUGAACACAUUUUUACUCAAAGUACUGGUACUGAAAUGACUGUCGCAGAAUUUUUUAGAAGACUGGAUUCAGAACUUGCCACAACAAUUCGAGAAGUACGAGAACGUAGUAAUACCAAUCCCAGAACUGGAUCCUCUGAAAGCAUUGAGGAGACUAGACUAUCAGCUGACAAUAUUAUUGAGGCGUGGGAGAAUGCAGGGGUGCCGCGUCCACGAGCCCUGCUUGCUGAGUUAGGAUUUAAGGAAAAUGCAGUGAACUCAGUUGGCUUGGAAAACAUUCUUGAUGAAGAACUGCGCACACUGAGCAGUCCUGUUGAUGAAAGAUCACUACUACUCAAUGCAGCUCUUGCAAUCGCACGACUACAGGCUAAACUAUUACGUGAGCGUGCCGACGCAACUGCUGCUGAACGUGACAAACUACGAGCAGAUGUGGCUGAUGCUAAUGCGAGAGCUCGCCUUCUUGCUCAAGAAAUUGAUGAAAACCAUGCUCGACUUGAAGCUGAAUUAAAGUCUAAUUUAAAACGGGCAGAAGCACGUCAUGCUGAAGCAGUGCGUGGAGCGUCAGCCGAAGCUGCUGCAGAGAGAGAGCGCACUGCUGUCUUAUCAUCGCGAUUGCAAGAAGAGAUUAAGCGACGCAUCGAAGCUGAAACACGAUUAAAAGUAGAAUCAGAAGAAUUGAAAUCGCGGCUUGAGGACACAGAAGUGCGACUUCAUAGAUCUGAAGAACGUGUUGCGGAAGUCGAGCGCGAGAGAACUCGUCUCGAAGCUGAGGUACUCGUAGCAGAUAGGGCAAGUGCAGGGCGAAGCCCUCUGUCCGCAGAGCAGGGAUCAGCUGGCGAAAUCGAGACGCACAUAGAACGACUACAGCUCGAGAACCUACGGUUGCGCGACCGCAUCGACGAACUGUGUGCAGCAUUGGAGGUACAGGGUCGCGAGACAGUAUCCACUGUCGUCACGGGGGUCGAUGAUCUCUCUGCUGAGCUGGGUUCACUGUUAUAUCCGAAUCGUGCUGAGGAAUGUGAUUCUUCACCAACAAGCUUGGAUCAAAAAGUGCUCAGUCAUGUCGAAGCAGUUGUUAAAUUACGUGAUCUGCUGGAUAGCUUGCGAAAGUUGUCGGCGAGCCAGAGCACUUGUGAAGUUUGUUCAAACAUUCUGGAUACUAUAGAAACCCUGAAAGAGAAGAUCCAGGAGUUAACAGAGGCUGUGGUUAUGGCAGGGCCGGAGCGAUCAAAUACUUGUGAAGGCAGUACUCAAACAGAACAAGAGGAAGACUCUGUUCAGCUGACGAUGGAACUGGCUGAUACUCUGCAGCAACAUGAGGAGGAGAGAAACAGACUUGAAGCUCUAGUCAAAGAUUUAGAAAGUAGCCUGGAGCAGAUGAAAGCCGAGUACGACAAGUGCGAGGAGUACUGGGCCGGCAAGGUGGAGGAGGAGCGGCGGCUGCACGGCGACGAGCAGCGCGCGGCCGACCAGCGCCUCGCGGACCUGGCGGCCAGGGUCCACGACUACGAGCGGCAGUUCGCGCUGCCGCCCAUCGACGAGCGACCCAAGCUCGAGGCGCAGGUCAACGACCUGCAGGAGGAGUUCGCGCGCUACCGCCGCGACAAGGAGGCCGAGCUGGCGCGGCUGCGGGGCGAGGGCGCGGGGGCGGGGGGCGGGACGGGCGGCGCGGGGGGCGGUGCGGGGGGCGCGGGGCGGCGCGAGCUGCGGGCGCGGGCGGCGCGCGCCGAGGCGGCAGUGCGGCGGCUGCAGGCGCGGCUGGCGGCCGCAGACGUGCUGGUGCGGGACCUGUACGUGGAGAACUGCCAGCUGGCCAGCCGGGACCGGCUCUGA
This is a messenger RNA of Bombyx mori (domestic silkworm), 11428 nucleotides long. RefSeq names its product blastoderm-specific protein 25D. Gene Ontology annotation, cellular component: centrosome. Lineage: Eukaryota; Metazoa; Arthropoda; Insecta; Lepidoptera; Bombycidae. Gene Ontology annotation, biological process: microtubule anchoring at centrosome. Bases 9089 to 11428 code for a protein of 779 amino acids. The record is from RefSeq and is a predicted model, not a curated record. The transcript is spliced from 5 exons.